This is a messenger RNA of Caenorhabditis bovis, 354 nucleotides long. The record is from the annotation of a GenBank genome assembly. NCBI's taxonomy places the organism in Eukaryota, Metazoa, Nematoda, Chromadorea, Rhabditida, Rhabditidae.
AUGGCUGUCGCUUACAAGAAUGAAAAAACUGUCGGAGACAACUCGGAGCACAGAAUCCGUCUUACCUUGACUUCCCAGAAUGUCAAGCCCCUCGAAAAGGUUUGCGCCCAGCUCAUUGAAGGAGCCAAGGGAGAAAACCUCAUCGUGAAGGGUCCAAUCCGUAUGCCGACUAAGGUUCUUCGCAUUACCACCCGCAAGACCCCAUGCGGAGAGGGUUCCAAGACUUGGGAUCGUUUCCAGAUGCGCAUUCACAAGCGUCUCAUCAACUUGCAUGCGCCUGCUGACGUGCUUCGCCAGAUCACGUCCAUCUCUAUCGAGCCAGGAGUCGAUAUUGAGGUGACCAAGGCCGACUAA